ACCGGUUGGAACACAGGUCGGGUUCAGAGUGGCAAUCAGUAGGUCGUCCCAGGGCCAGCGCCGAUCCCCAUCCGUCCCGCGAGCAAGCAGAGGCGGCGCCGUCGCUCGUCCUGCUGCUUCCGCCGCAUCCUCCGCCACCGCCGCCUGCGCCGAUCCCCCAACCGUCCCGCGAGCGAGCGAGCGAGCGAGCAGGGGCGCCGUCGUUCGUCCUGCUUCUUCCGCCGCUUCCUGGUACUUUACCCCAGAAUAGCAGUGAUGUGUCAAAAUCUAUAGUUGGUCAGGUGCAAGCAGAAGAGCAGGAAGGAAAUGGCCAGGCAAACCAACAAGCAGUGCAGCAACAUAUGAUUUUAGCAGGCCAGUUGUCUCAGCCAAAAUCGUUAACUGAAGGUUUGGAAAAUAAUGUCUACCCAAUUAACGGAACACGAUCACCAGCCAGAACAAGAACCACCACAUUCUGAAAACCAUCUGAAACAGGCAGAGCCAAACAGCUUCCAGUUCGCUGAAAAGGAAACAGGCUAUGCUGGUCUACAGAAUUUCACAGGCCCCAAGGUGGAUGUGGGUCAGACUUCAGGAGAGCAGCAGCAUGUAAAACAGAUGGUCGGUCAGCAAGCACCACCUGGUGCACAGGACGCAAGGAAGCGGGGAUACCAACCGUCUAUACCAUUUAAUAUGUUGAUUCCAAUCCUACAGGCUCAUCUUGACAGAGACAAGGAUAUGCAGCUUCAAACUGUGUGGGCAAAACUUAGGCGUAAUGAAGUUCAUAAAGAUGAUUUCUUGAGAGUUAUCAGGAACAUCGUUGGAGAUCAAAUGCUAAAGCAAGCAGCCCAUAAAGUUUUUGCACAGAUGCAAGCCCAGGCACAGAGAAGUGGCCAGGCAAAUGCAAAUCAGCAGGCUAAUGCAAAUCAGUAUUCUUUACAAUCCCAAGUAUCUUCCAGCGGUUCAGCUCAAUUACAUGAUCAGCAAGUUCACGUGUCCACCACACCUAAUCAGGGCCAAAAAAACCAAGCAUUGUCUUCAUCCCAAACCUUUGUGCAAUCUGGCACUCAGGUGCAGAGCAGUAUGACUGCUCAUGAUAAUUCCAUCCAACGGCCAGAUGCAAAGGGAAUGCAUGUUACGCCGAACCGACCUCCUGUUAUGAACUCAGCAAUUUCUGCACAAACAAUGAACAAACAGCAGCAACCCACACAAGUCCAGCAAGCCUCACAGCAAAUAUAUGGAACAACUAAUCGCCCUGACCAGCCAUACACUAGGCCAAUCGGUGGUUCAACACCUCUUAGCUCACUGAGUUCAGAAUCAGAAAUAAGGCCUUCCUCUCAUCCUGCAAAAAUGGAGAUUCUUCCUUCUCAUCCAAUGACACAACAAAAUGCAGCUGCGCAGCAAAUGCAACAGAACAAGGAUGUGAAGACUAAUGCUUCUAAUCCAAGGAGUAAUGCAAAGCAAGAUUCGGGGACAGGUAAGGGUCGUGCAGUUGGCACUGGAGGUUCUUCAACGAAAUCGCAAGGGAAGCAGGGCCCCCCUAACUUUUCCACACCUCCCGCUGCAAAGAGUAACAAGAAAACUGCUGGGCAGAAGAAGUCAUUGGAAACAUCAGGCUCUACACCACCCCCUCCUAGCAAAAAGCAGAAGACUUCUGGAACCUUCCAAGAACAAAGCUUCGAUCAACUAAAUGAUGUCACGGCUGUUAGUGGUGUUAAUCUUAGGGAAGAAGAAGAACAGCUACUCUCUGCCCCAAAGGAAGAGAGCUGGGCCUCAGAAGAAGCAAGGAAAAUUGCACAGGAAGAAGAUGGCAAGCUUUUUCUGCAGAAAGGCCCACUUCUGAAGAAACUAGCAGCAAUCGUUCCUAAAUGCAAUUUGAAGAGCAUUGGUGGUGAUGUUGAGCAUUGUUUAUCAAUGUGCGUGGAGGAGCGAUUGCGAAGAUUUAUCAGUACUCUCAUAAGAGUUUCAAAGCAGAGAAUUGACACAGAAAAGUCUGGCCAUCAACUAGUUAUAACAUCAGAUGUUGGCCGGCAAAUUUUGCGGAUGAACCAGAAAGCUAAGGAAGAAUGGGAUAAAAAACAAGCAGAGGAAACAGACAAGAACAAGAAACAAAAUGAGGUUGACGGCGGUGGCACUGUGGAAUUAGACAAGGAAAAGGAGGAAACUCGUUCAAAGAAUGCAAAGCCCAACAAAGAAGAAGAUGACAAGAUGAGAACAACAGCUGCAAAUGUUGCCGCCCGACAGGCUGUUGGAGGAAGUGAUAUGCUGUCCAAAUGGCAACUGAUGGCUGAACAAGCUAGACAGAAACGCGAAGGCCUUGAUCUGGCUGCUUCUUCACAGCGCGGGACAGCUUCCAGGUCGCAUAUGGCUGGGAAAGGUCCCACAGAUCACCACGAAGCUUCGAAGAGGACCCAUUCUGCAGCGUUUGGAACUGGAGGCAUGAACAGGCAAGGCAGGGGUCCAUUUGCAGCGUCUCAUCCAAAAGGACCACAAAGAACUAUUUCUAUGAAGGAUGUAAUAUGUGUCCUCGAGAGGGAACCUCAGAUGACAAAAUCGCGGCUGAUAUAUCGGCUCUAUGAGCGGUUGCCUGGAGAUUCCACCAGAGAUUAGGCUUGAAUCGUCAUUUAUUUGGUGUAUGUAUGCACAUUUGUGUAACAAUAUCGAGCUAUAACUUAUUGCUCUACUCCUUCCAUUUUCUCUGGUUUGGAGUUGCGAGGUGUGGGUGGGUGUGUUGGGGGAGGGGGGGGGGGGACAAAACUAGUGUAACAAGUUAGCUGACAUGGUACUCUUAGAAUAUGAACACAUAAGAUGUACUUCCAAACAAAAUGGUCAUGUAAAGAUUAUCACAGUGUAACAGAUGGCAAGAUUGCCCAUUGCUGCCUGCUGGUGCAUGCGCUUGCUCAUUGUACUGUUAUAA
Oryza sativa Japonica Group (Japanese rice) is the source of this 2893-nucleotide messenger RNA. Its product is annotated as transcription initiation factor TFIID subunit 4b. The record is from RefSeq and is a predicted model, not a curated record. Gene Ontology annotation, biological process: transcription initiation at RNA polymerase II promoter. NCBI's taxonomy places the organism in Eukaryota, Viridiplantae, Streptophyta, Magnoliopsida, Poales, Poaceae. Gene Ontology annotation, molecular function: RNA polymerase II general transcription initiation factor activity; protein heterodimerization activity; DNA binding. Gene Ontology annotation, cellular component: transcription factor TFIID complex.